UAGUUUUCUCAGUAGACUCCCCUGAAUUUCGAUGUCGCCACUUCCGGAAGACAGUGCCUCUAAGUUGUUUUCAGCAAGUGCUUCCCAUCUCACAUCUCAAAAUGAGAAGAGGACCUGGAAUAGCUGCAAUUAAAAACAAAAAUCUAGCUCAAGCACGUUACAAAGACAAAGGCACUGAAAUUGCAGAAGAUCAAUUUGCACAUAUGGCUAAGCAAAUGGAAAUUUUUAAAACAAAUCUUGAAGACUUUGCUGCCAAACACAAAGAUGACAUUCGUAAGGAUCCUCAGUUCAGACUUCAGUUUCAAGAGAUGUGUGCUUCAAUUGGUGUUGAUCCUCUGGCAUCAAGCAAGGGCUUCUGGUCUGAAAUGCUAGGAGUUGGAGACUUUUACUAUGAGCUUGGAGUGCAGAUUGUUGAAGUAUGCCUUGCUAGUAGCCAUCGAAAUGGAGGUCUGAUAAGCAUAGAUGAGUUAAGAGACAGGGUUGUGGCAUCUAGAGGACGAAACUCCCAAGACAUCAGUAUUGAUGAUCUGCUACGAGCUAUCAAAAAAUUGCGGAUUUUAGGCAAUGGCUUUACAGUGCUUACAGUGGGGAACACACUUUUGGUGCAGUCUGUGCCAGGGGAGCUAACCAUGGAUCACACAAAUAUUUUGCAGCUGGCACAGAAAUCAGGUUAUGUAAGCAAGUCACAAGUAAUGAAAGACCUGAAAUGGGAAGAGGAGAGGUCUCAUCGUGCCUUGGAGUUUCUAGUCAAGGAAGGAAUGGCUUGGGUAGAUGACCAGGCUGGAAAUGAACGACUUUAUUGGUUUCCGACACUUUUUUCGGAUGCAAAAAACCUUUGAGACUGGCACAGCGUCAUGCAUGUAACUUCAUGUCAUUGAUAUGUAUUGUUUUCUGAUGUGUUUUCAUUUGAUAGCAAUAGAAUGAAAACAGUUUUUUUAAUUUUCCCAUGUUGUGUGCCAUAUUCUUUGGUGUUUCAGUUAUGGCAAUUUUCACACUGCUGCUAAAAAAGGUUAAUGAGUUUAGCAUGAUGGAAUGGUAGGAUGUGAGUGUUGUAUAUGAUGUAGUUUGUCCAGUAUGGUGAUGCAAAGUAUGCAUGAAGAUAUGCAGCUUCACUGUAUUGCCCACAUAGAACAAAGUUGUUUAUGAUGGAAGAAAUCAUUAUUUGAUCACUUUCACCUGCCAGAGGUGUCACUUUCACCUGGUGUUCAGUAAUAACCAUGCUUCCACUGGCUGUCUUGUUUCCUAAUAACCAUGAUCACACUGACCAUCUCAUUCACUGAUAAAUAUGAUCACCAUAUUUUUGUGUCUGACCUGAGCUGUACCUCCAAUAAAUUUAUCUCCUGCAUCUUGAACAUCUGGUGGCCUUCUAUGUCCUCAUUUACAACUGAUUCUCUUAAAACUGCUUUGUUCCUUUCAAGAUCAAUAUCUGUAGCAUUGUUUUUGCAUGUGUCUGCAAAGGAGCAAAGAUGAAGACUUUUCGUGUUAGUUCUCUAAAACUAUGAAAGAGAUGACUUAGGUACAUGGUAGAAAGGCCUUCUAUGGAUGGGUUAGGGGUACAUGUUCAGCUGCCUUCCUCCAUUUUUGCCAUCUUAUUGAAGAGUUGUGUGUAUCCCCACAAGACAUAAACUCUUUUCAUUUGUUGUUCCCUUCUUCCUGUGGACCUUUAUUGUUCCUACCUUCCUUUCUUCUUACUUUAUCUUUAGAAUAUAGUGCAUGUCAGGGGUUUUUUGGUUUUUUUUUAAUUGUUUGUUUUUGUUGUUUUGUUUUUUAACGAAUGCAUGCACACUAAAGAACACAGAAACACGACAUGCGCGCGCAAUCUCUCCUCUACAUAUCACCCACUUGAUCACGCACAACCGAGCUAGUCAAUGUGAUCUUUCAUGUCACUCCACGGUGAUCGCCGUAAAAAUAAAAUUGGUUUCUUUUAAC
Molecule: messenger RNA, 1929 nt
Organism: Pomacea canaliculata
Lineage: Eukaryota; Metazoa; Mollusca; Gastropoda; Architaenioglossa; Ampullariidae
Product: vacuolar-sorting protein SNF8-like
Exons: 8
Coding region: 102-839 (245 amino acids)
Biological process (GO): protein transport to vacuole involved in ubiquitin-dependent protein catabolic process via the multivesicular body sorting pathway
Cellular component (GO): ESCRT II complex
Source: RefSeq, a predicted model, not a curated record